Daucus carota subsp. sativus is the source of this 1829-nucleotide messenger RNA. RefSeq names its product probable protein phosphatase 2C 80. Bases 258 to 1607 code for a protein of 449 amino acids. The record is from RefSeq and is a predicted model, not a curated record. NCBI's taxonomy places the organism in Eukaryota, Viridiplantae, Streptophyta, Magnoliopsida, Apiales, Apiaceae. Gene Ontology annotation, biological process: protein dephosphorylation. The transcript has 5 exons. Gene Ontology annotation, molecular function: protein serine/threonine phosphatase activity.
AUUUUUGAAAAGAAACCCAAAAAAUUUGUAUCUCAAGAAAAACAGGUUCCAAAAGAUACCUUGGCCAAACAGCCCCUAUUGCUUCUUGGGUCUGCCAUUUCAAAAAAGAGGCGCAGAUGAGGUUUUAGAGGAACAACAGGUGAAUCAUUACUUCAAUAUUGAAGACCAUAUGUUUGUUAAAAUAACAAGAAAUAUAUAUAUUCUUGGUAGUUGUUGGUUGGGGAAAGAAUCGCAGAUGUUGUGUGUAAAGCAUUAAAAUGCUUUCUGGUGCUGUUUGUGGUUUAAAUUCUGCUUUAUUUAGUUUUGGUUUUGGGAAUACAGUGAAAUCUUUGCUUAGACAGCCAAGAUUUCUGUCUACGCAUUCCGAAUUUUGUUGCCAGGCUCGACUUUCUCGUGGGGGUGAAAAUACUGUUGAUAUAGUUCAAAAGUACUCACAUUGCAGGAGUAUGAUGGCGGCUGCUUCUGGUUCCGCAACUGCCACAAGAGAUCAUAUUGUGGAGAAGUUAAUUUCGAGUUGUGGGAAUGUCAGUAGUUUUGUAAAACCUUUUGGGGUUUAUUGUAAUGAAAGAGUUGGUUGUAGGAGUUAUCAGAAAUUAAGCAUGAGUCUAAGUAGAAGUAGAGAACCAUAUAACCAUCGUCGGUUGGUUCAUGGGUAUUUUAUAUUUGAUGUUACGCGGAGGUCUUUUAGCUCAAAUUCAGAUUUUGAUCCUUCUUUGAAGAAUGCUCAUGCCUCCUCUUCGUCAUGUUACUCAGAUGGAUUAGUUCCAGAUAUGACAGUGAAUGGAUUAUCAUGUAGUGAACAGCUUGCAACUACCACGGCAUCAGCUGAUGAAUGCAGACAAGAUCCAGCGCAGAGAACCUUGAAACUGCUUUCUGGAUCAUGUUACCUGCCACAUCCUGAUAAGGAAGAGACGGGUGGGGAGGAUGCUCACUUCAUUUGUGUAAAUGAGCAAGUGAUUGGUGUUGCUGAUGGUGUUGGUGGCUGGGCGGAUGUUGGAGUUAAUGCUGGACUAUAUGCCCGUGAACUCAUGUCUAAUUCAGUGGGAGCAAUCCUGAACGAGCCUAAGGAUGGGAUUGAUCCUGCGAGGGUGUUAACUAGAGCCCAUUCUGCUACAAAAGCUAUGGGAUCCUCAACAGCCUGCAUCAUAUGUCUUAAAGAAGAGGGUAUACAUGCUAUUAAUCUUGGUGACAGUGGAUUCAUUGUAGUUAGAGAUGGUUGCACUGUCUUUGAGUCCCCUGUGCAGCAGCAUGGUUUUAACUUCACGUAUCAGCUGGAGUGUAGUAGCAGAAGUGAUCAACCAAGUUCCGGGCAGGUGUUUAUGAUUCCUGUUGUACCUGGAGAUGUGAUUGUUGCUGGGACAGAUGGAUUAUUUGACAAUCUAUUCAGCAACGAGGUAGUAUCUAUUGUUGCUGAAGGAAUGAGAGGAGGUCUAGAUCCUGAUGCUUUAUCUCAGAAAUUAGCUGCUUUCGCACAACAAAGGGCUCUAGACAGACAUAAGCAAACCCCAUUCUCUACAGCAGCCAAGGAAGCAGGAUUCAGAUACUACGGUGGAAAGCUUGAUGACAUUACAGUCGUAGUUUCUUAUAUAAGCAGCUCCACCAACUAGUUUUUUCCUCCGCUGACUGCAGUUGUAUUAUCUUAUAUUGAGCGUUUCUUUGCUUGUCCAUUUCAUAGAGGCUAUAACCACUAGUUGGCAGGUAAUAAAUUUCAUGCUUUCCUCAUUUGUAAUGGGCUGCUUUUCUCAUCUUUAGCGGGUUACUGGGUUCUUAACAUCUUAAGACCUGAUAUAAAAUAUGUUUACAGUUUUAAAGAGCAGCAUCAUAUGCUA